AUGGACAACUCUGACCUGGACUGGCCCAACCCAUACGUCGGCCUUGCGGAGCUUUACAAGGUCGGAGGCACCAACACGUCAAGCAUCGAGCCUAUCCUCAACAAGGCGCGCAUCGCGACGCAAGUCUAUCGCGAGAAGCCCUCGCUGCCAGGAAGCCGAGGAGAGCACGAUGUCGAUACCCCCAGCGGCCGUCUUUCCCCGCGCGAAAAGCAUUUGCAAGUCAAUGACGAGACGAACACCAUCCUGCAGUUCCGGACCAUCGACUUUGGCAUGGAGGAAUGCUCACUAGUCCUGCGGCUACCGGACGACCGCCUCGCAGAAGCCGACGGCAUAUCGUACACCAUGAGCGACCCGCUCAGCCUCAACAUCUGCGCCAUGGACGUCGCUAAGCUGCUUGACGUAAAACAAGUCACCUGGCGCUCGCGCCCACAAUGCUCGGAGCACAUCGCGACAGUGAACGUCAUUCCAGGCGAUGACAUGGAGCUUUCGCGCUUCCCUUGCGCUUGGGGGACCUUCCAUACCUUCGAGGUGUCAUGCGCGGAGCCGGGAUGCUCCGUCGAUGUGUGGUCGAGCGCGAGCACUGCGUGGGGGGUCUACCUGUAUCAGUAUCAGACAAUUUGA
Postia placenta MAD-698-R-SB12 is the source of this 621-nucleotide messenger RNA. RefSeq lists its product as hypothetical. The transcript has 3 exons. The coding region runs from base 1 to 621 and encodes 206 amino acids. Lineage: Eukaryota; Fungi; Basidiomycota; Agaricomycetes; Polyporales; Adustoporiaceae. The record is from RefSeq and is a predicted model, not a curated record.